AUGCGUCUUCUGUUUGACCAUUACAAGCAUAGACUCGAAAUUCACGGCAGUUCUCCCAUUGUGAUUCAAGAAGAUGAGCAAGAACCUAGUGGAAGUGGGGAUGGGAAGAAGAAAGGGAAGUUUUGGGGUGAUUUCAGGAAAAUGAAAAGAGAUGCCAUUCUGAAAGGAACUAGAAAAAGUUCCAAAUCUGAGUUUGAUAGGUACCUUGAGGAGGAGGAGGAGGAGGAUGAUGAAGUGGUUACACGAGCAUUGGUAGGUUCAGAAGAAGAUGAAUACAAUUUUAACAUCUUGGGAUGGUGGUUGCGAAAUUGGAUAAGAUCUCCAGACUCCGAGUUGGUGGCUGAUGGAGAAGAUGAGGGUGAUGAAGUGGUAUUUCAAAAUGUAUAUGCAGCUUUUCAAGCUCAGAGUGCAAGUGCACCUGCAGGACCUAGUAGAAGCUCUCCUGCUACCCAUGUUUUGAUCCAAAGUCCUACUAUGUCACAAGUGGAAGAAGACUAUGUCGACGAUAAUUCUGAUGAGAAUGAUGAGACUUAUGUGGAUGUAGAGCCCGAUGAGGAGUGA
Messenger RNA from Linum trigynum, 561 nucleotides. Lineage: Eukaryota; Viridiplantae; Streptophyta; Magnoliopsida; Malpighiales; Linaceae. The record is from the annotation of a GenBank genome assembly.